AUAGACGAAACAAAGAAGGCCAAGAGGGGAACAAAAACCAGGAUGACGAGUGACCGUGCACAGACCCUCGGAAACAUCGGCGGAAAACAAACCUUGGUCUCAAAUUCUGAAAUUCCUCUCCGAUAUGUCCGUCUCCAUGUUGAAAGUGUAAGAGAGAUAUUUGAAGUUUGCUUGCGUGCAGCUCUAGGAGGGAUCUGGGCUCCAUAGUGACACAGCUGUUACAGUUUUAAGGGAAUCCCUGUGUUCAGUGCCCAGCACUGACUAUCUUGAAAGGCACAUUAAAGGAAUGUUAAAAUGGCCAACAAGGGGAAACGUUUUCAGCUUCUGUCAAAAGUAUUUGUUCUGCUAAACUUUAUGACACUGCAGGUCCAUACCAUAGAAACAGUGAACCUUGUGGACUUCUGUGGGCAGACCAUCCGGAGGGAUGGGAUGAUCGUCAACUCUCACCGUGAGUCGCGCAAGUACUACUUUGUCACCAUGGGAACGGACUGCCACCUCACCAUGCAGGCCACCUCACCCAAGGACAAAGUGCAGUUCUACUUCCGCUUCUUCCUGGUGUACAGCUUGCUGCGGGUCAACCAGCCCACCACCCAACCACAGCCCAGCCCCAGCAUGGCCCUUCUAACCGCAAACCCCAGCAAGAGGCCUCCCACCUUGCCCACCCCAGCGGAGGAGGCCGCAGACCCAUGUCACCUUGGUUCUUAUGUGCAAUUCUACGACGGGAAAGACAGGAACGCGCAGCCUAUUGGCGCUCCUCUGUGUGGUAAAAGCCUCCCCAGGCCCAUUUUGUCCACCGGGAACUAUCUGACACUCAGGCUUGUGACACGGGGACAGCAACCAAGGGUGGACUUUGUGGGCGAUUUUACAUCAUUUAGACUAGGGUUUAACCAGUCCGAGUGCAGUGGCGAGCCUUAUUUCCCGUGCCACAAUGGGAAAUGCAUACCCAUGAGUCUGGUUUGUGAUGGUAAAGACAUAGAUAACUGUGGAGACGGCAGUGACCAGUCAUCUCUCCUGCCAGCUAAAUGCAAAGGUACCUUCUCCACAGACCCUGAGAAACUUGAUGCAAUGACCAGAACCCCACCCUCUUCCCCUACCAGCCAAACCUGCAGCACCCAGUCUCACGGCAACAUGCCCCAGCCCGAUACCAUCACAGAUAAUAAAAGGCAUGUGUCUCUGCUGGCCCUCUACAUCGCUCUGGGGGUGAUCGGGGGCGGGUUGCUGCUCUUCUGGUGCUGCUGGUCUCCUGGCUGGUUUGUGUGGAGAGUGAGCGCGUGCAGACUCAUGCCAUGCUGUAACUCCUUCUGCGCCUCCUGUCAGCUCUGCACACAAAGCUGCUCACGCAAGGACCACCGCCUGGCCAAAGUAACACCACAGAGCACUGCCACCAUCGCCAUGUAACACCAGCAGGCCUUCUGCAGGGAACAAGAACCAACACAAUGCCUGUACCUCCAGAAGUGUAAUGCAGCAAACACACACUACUGUUUUAUGAAGCAAUACUAAUAAACUGGAAGCUUUGUCCUUCAAAUUGUUAACGAAAUAAACAAUUACAAUUCAAAACUAUUAAAAUUGUAUUGUUCCAAAGAGCUGAGAAGGCUCCUGAAAUGCAAAUGUAAACAGUAACCAGUCUUGAAAUUUCCACUUACACUUGAAGAAGAGUCUGAGGAUUUGAAAUAGUGUUUGUAUACGACACUUAAUCUUCUCUUAAUUUAAUAUUCCAUUUGCUAUACAAGUCUCAAAAAUGUGCAGUUUAGAAAGCAAACACACAUUUUAAUUUUUAAACAUAUAUGUGAUAUCUGUUUGACUAAGCAAACUUUCUUUAACCUAGUGCAGUACCCGAUACAUUUCAAAAAAGCAUGUCUGCUGUUCCGUGUAUUUCAACCUCACAUUUGAGACCUAUAUAUUGAAUAUUUUAUUUAAAUAUGAGGAUUUAACUUGAUCGAAUAUCCCACAUACAAUAGGGAAUUAACUUGGUGCCUUUAUUAACUGUGAACCCCACACUGGAUAAGAGUCAUAUAUGGACAAGCAGGACAACAUGUGAACUUUACACACCAAUCGUAAUGCGUUUUCAUUUGGUGCAUUUCAUGCAAUACUUUCCCAGUGACAUACACACCAAAGGUAUCACUGACGUGAAGCAACAUUCACUAUAACACAUGUGGUAUUUCCUUUUUCUAUAAGCACUUACUAUAGACUGAGGAGUGUCUUUCAGCCAAGCAGAACACUAGUUCUUCCUGCGGACACAUCAUCAACAAACCCCAUUCACGACAUCAACCGUGCUAGACUGACUUUCCACUGUGCAUUAGUCGCAAUACGGCAGCGCUAAAGUCACCUGCUUAAAAACUAAAACUAAACCUUUUGGCACCUUGUUAACUAUAAAGGUCAUUUAAAACAUAACCUUUCUUUAUGGUUAGAAACACUUCUAGUUGUAUUUUGUAAUGCCUAUAUUAACAGUUGUGUACAAUAGAGCUUGAGGACAGUGACCAUCUGUGUGGGUUAUAUCAACUCGCAGCACACAAGCUGAUCUACAUGACAUCAACAUAAGACGUUCGUCUUUGAAGCAUAUGGAUCAUAGUCCAGUCCUUGCUUUUCUAUUCAAUUCAAUGGUGGAAAUGCCUGUUCAUUACACUGGUGCCCUAUAGGAAAGCAUACUGAUUGCCUGUGGUCUAAGCAGGUAAUUCAAUAUCUGUGUUCUUUGCAUUAUUUUAAGCUACAGCAUGCGUGCUGGCUUGUGCGAUGCGAUUCUCAAAAGUCGCUCUGGAUCUUGGGGGACGGCAAGCAUGACACUGAAAUUCCCCGAACCUCGGUGAACAGAACUGUCCUGAAAAAUAAAAGUUUCGGAUUAUGGAAAUCCAGUUUUUUCUGUUGAUUUGAUUUUUUUUUCACUGCACCCUUGUACAGCACCAGUAUGACAGUUUAACGAGUGAGGACCGAGCCUGGGUUAACAGUAUUGUACUGAAAAAUGAAACCAGUUUGAUGGAGUAACGAGGGGGGAAUAUUUGUAAAUGCUCUCAUUCAUACCAGCUAUAUCCUACAGCUUAGAAAUAUCCACACCUAAAAAAGAAUGACACUUCAUUUAACUGGGAAUAUACUUAAAAACAAACAUUUCAAAUGGCUUUCAACUCUUCAACUCGUAUGUAGGGCAUACUGGUAAUGCUGUUUAACACAAGCUGUGAUAAAUAUUAAAAGAUGCUAUUGUUUUAAGGGGGCACUUGUGUUACAAAAACUGAUGCAAAUUAGGAAAAAAUGACCUUCAAAUAAGAAAAAUUGGACAAGUGGGCUUACAUACAUUUCUAAGAUCAUUAGAAUGUAUUCUAAUGUUGUAUUUUACUGUACAUGUCAAUAUUGGCUCUUGAGGUUAGAAACUAAAUAUUGUGUAAUAUUAAAGUACCAGAUUGAUCAUUGCAUUAUUAUUGUGUUGUUGUUUGAAUUGAUUGUGCUGCUAUAAAAUAUUUUCUUUUUAUUAAAAAAAAAGUGCAUUACAAAACUAGUUAUAUUUUGUGGGAGGGAAAAGAGGGGUGAAAUUGAGAAAUAAUCCCAAAUCAUCCAGAACUUUAAAAGUACUAAAAGAAACUUAAAUCCAAAGACAGGUGUCUAACUGUAAUUUGUUUUAUAUGUCCAUUGCCAUCACUUUGGAAUGUUUUAGUUCUCCCAUAGGGAUAGAACUACAACAUAAACGACUGAAUGAAUGUAGUGUGCUGUGUGAUCUUUAAAUUUCAACAAACUUUUAAAAAGUAUAGUAGUUGUGAAUGUCACCAUGUACCAGAAACUGAGUCAUUCUUGUAUGAGAAACAUGUCAUUAUUUUCAGGUAAAUAAAGUUUCUUAGCCACUUAGAACAGUAAUACAUUUGGAACAGACUUCUGCA
Messenger RNA from Polyodon spathula (Mississippi paddlefish), 3860 nucleotides. RefSeq names its product low-density lipoprotein receptor class A domain-containing protein 2-like. Lineage: Eukaryota; Metazoa; Chordata; Actinopteri; Acipenseriformes; Polyodontidae. The transcript has 5 exons. The record is from RefSeq and is a predicted model, not a curated record. Gene Ontology annotation, molecular function: protein binding. The coding region runs from base 295 to 1398 and encodes 367 amino acids.